AUGAGGAACCGAGGGUUUUGGCGAAGCAAUCUUUACCUGCUCGUUGGCGCCUUCAAACAAAUCCAAUCGCCAAGAAAUGCAGUUGUUCGAGAUCGAUUAACGUUAUUCAAGAGAACAAUCAGUUCAUAUUCCACCGCCACCCAAACUUCAGAAUUUCAACCCCAACUUUCUAUUGAUUUAAUCAACAUUAUGGAACACAAAUUAUCCGCUAUUCAACACAGGAAUGCUUAUCUUCAGGGCAUUGUCAAUCAGCCGGAUGCCUUGCCUGAAGAUUAUUCGAGGGCCAACAAGGAGCUACGGAGGCUCGGAGAUUCAAUGGAUCUUAUAACGGAGUUGAGGACCAAACAGAAGGAAAUUGAGGGUCUCAAGCAAGUGAUAGCUGAAAGCCAAGACGAUAAAGACAUGCACGAAAUGGCUUCUGAAGAACUUGGACAUGCAUUGGAAGAAGAGAAGCGGCUGCAGUGUCUUUUGCUCAAGUCGUUGCUACCUAAGGAUGAUGCAGAUGAGCGCGACUGCAUUUUGGAAGUGAGAGCAGGAACUGGGGGAGAUGAGGCUUCUUUGUUUGCAAUGGACAUAUUCAAAAUGUACGAAAAAUAUUCAUCGAGAAAAGGUUGGAAAUUUGAAGUCCUGGAUUUGGCAGAAUCUGACCUUAAAGGUUACAAGGAAGCUAGUGCAGCAAUCUCUGGAGCUGGUGUUUAUGGAAAAUUGAAAUUCGAGAGCGGAAUUCACAGAGUGCAGCGAGUUCCUGUGACUGAGAAAUCUGGACGAGUUCACACUAGUGCUGUGUCCGUUGCUAUUCUCCCUCAGGCGGAUCAGGUUGAUGUGCAAUUGAGGAAUGAAGAUUUGAGAAUCGAUACAUAUAGAUCUGGUGGUUCAGGCGGUCAGCAUGCAAAUACCACAAAUAGUGCUGUUAGGGUUACUCAUCUACCAUCUGAAUUAACCAUUGCCAUACAGGAUGAACGAUCCCAGCAUCUGAACAAGGCCAAAGCACUCAAAGUAUUGUGUGCAAAGUUAUAUGAGAGGGAAAGAACUAGGAUUCAUGCAAGCCGUUCAAAACUUAGAGCAGAGCAGAUAGGCAGCGGGGACAGAUCUGAGCGCAUCCGUACAUAUAAUUUUCCUCAAGGGCGUGUUACUGAUCAUCGCAUUGGCAUCACUAAUCAUUCAAUAGAUGGCAUGAUGCAGGGAGAGAAUCUGGACAUAUUCAUAGAUGCUCUUCUUUUGCAGCAAGAGAUGGAUGCAAUUGCUAAUUUCAGCUCUACUCAGUGA
Messenger RNA from Fraxinus pennsylvanica, 1266 nucleotides. The record is from the annotation of a GenBank genome assembly. NCBI's taxonomy places the organism in Eukaryota, Viridiplantae, Streptophyta, Magnoliopsida, Lamiales, Oleaceae.